ACAAAGAAGAAAAACGAAAGAAAACAAAGUAUUAUUUUGUGGCGGAAGAAGCGGGUUUGAGGACUCUGUGAAAAGUAGCCGACCCAGCCAACCUUCCACUCUCCUUUUUAGUCCUUGUAGAAAGCGAAACAAAAUUAUUUACAAAGAAAAAACAAAAAAGAAAUCAAAAAUACAAAAAAACCCUCAGAAGUUGCAAGUUAGAAGACAAGGCACAAACUCCUCUCUCUCUAUUUCUCUCUCUCUCUACUUUCUCUCUCUAAGAGACUAAAACCCUUUUUUCUUUGCUUGUGUAGAUUUCUUUCCUGGUUAGCCCAACUGAUCAUUCAUUGGUUUCAAAUCUUCAUUUCUCUGCCCAAUUCAUUUAUGGAUCUACUUUCUCCACUUCCAGCAUGAGCUUCUGAGCUCCCCAAAAGCUCUGAAACCCGAAACCCAAAACCCAAUUUCAAUCGAUUCAGCUCAGAAAGUGGAAGAAGCCAAAUCGGGAAGAUGAAAGUGCCGUGCUGCUCCGUCUGCCAGACGCGCUACGACGAGGAAGAAAGAGUCCCGCUUUUGCUUCAGUGCGGCCAUGGCUUCUGCAAGGACUGCUUGUCUCGGAUGUUCUCUUCUUGUACCGAUACCACCCUCGUCUGCCCCAGGUGCCGCCACGUGUCCGUCGUCGGCAACUCCGUUCAGGCCCUCCGCAAGAACUUCGCCGUGCUCGCUCUGAUUCACUCGAGUUCCAAUGCCGUCUCGUCUGCCUCCGCCGCCAAUUUCGAUUGCGACUACACGGACGACGAGGAUGGGGAUGAUGAUGAGGAGGACGAUGGGGACCGGCGAUGUAGCCGUGGGUCCCACACCUCAAGCUCGGGCGGGUGCGGGCCGGUGAUGGAGCUGGCAGUGCACCAAGACUUGAGAUUGGUGCGGCGGAUAGGGGAGGGGAGGCAGGCCGGGGUCCAAAUGUGGACUGCAGUGAUUGGCGGCGGAGGCGGGCGGUGCCGCCACAAGGUAGCGGUGAAGAAGGUGGCAGUGGCGGAGGAGACGAGUAUGGAUUGGGUGAUGGGGCAGCUGGAGAAUUUGCGGCGGGCAUCGAUGUGGUGUAGGAAUGUGUGCACAUUUCAUGGGGCUAUGAAGAGUGAAGGCACUUUGUGUCUUGUUAUGGAUAGGUGUUAUGGGUCUGUUCAGUCCGAGAUGCAGCGCAAUGAGGGCAGGCUUACUUUGGAGCAAAUCCUAAGAUAUGGGGCUGACAUUGCACGAGGAGUGGCUGAACUCCAUGCGGCAGGAGUUGUUUGUAUGAAUCUGAAACCGUCCAAUCUUCUUUUGGAUUCAAGUGGUCACGCGGUGGUUUCUGAUUAUGGAGUUGCUGCAAUUCUGAAGAAACCUUCCUGCCGGAAAGCUCGACUGGAGUGUGAUACCUCAAGGAUCCAUUCUUGUAUGGAAUGUACGAUGCUCAGCCCCCACUAUGCAGCCCCAGAGGCAUGGGAGCCAGUGAAGAAAUUAUUGAAUCCAUUUUGGGAGGAUGCUAUUGGUAUUUCUGCAGAGUCAGAUGCAUGGAGUUUUGGUUGUACAUUGGUAGAAAUGUGCACUGGUUCCAUUCCAUGGGCUGGUUUAAGCACAGAGGAAAUUUAUCGGGCUGUAAUCAAGGCUCGGAAACUGCCUCCACAAUAUGCAAGUGUAGUAGGUGUUGGAAUACCUAGGGAAUUGUGGAAAAUGAUUGGUGAGUGCCUGCAGUUCAAGGCAUCAAAAAGACCGUCUUUUAGUUCAAUGUUAGCAACAUUUCUCCGUCAUUUGCAGGAGAUACCACGGAGCCCUCCUGCAAGUCCUGAUAAUGGUUUAGCUAAAUGCUCUGGAUCAAAUGUGACGGAACCAUCUCCUGUAUCCCAUUCAGAAGUUUUUCAGGCUAACCCCACCCUUCUGCAUAGACUUGUGUCCGAAGGGGAUGUACACGGUGUUAGAGAUCUGCUUGAAAAGGCUGCAGCAGAAAGUGAUAACAGCGCAGUAUUGUCUUUAUUAGAAGCUCAAAAUGCUGAUGGCCAAACUGCUCUCCAUUUGGCCUGUAGACGUGGUAGUGCAGAACUUGUUGAUGCCAUUUUGGAGCAUCGAGAGGCAAAUGUGGAUGUCUUGGACAAAGAUGGGGAUCCUCCACUUGUUUUUGCUUUAGUUGCUGGAUCCCCAGAAUGCGUUCGUGCUCUCAUUAACAGAGGCGCUAAUGUGAGAUCUAGGUUGCGGGAAGGCUUUGGCCCGUCUGUUGCUCAUGUCUGUGCCUAUCAUGGCCAGCCUGAUUGUAUGCGUGAGUUACUAAUGGCUGGGGCAGAUCCUAAUGCAGUGGAUGAGGAAGGUGAAUCUGUACUACAUAGAGCUGUUGCCAAGAAAUAUACAGAUUGUGCACUUGUCGUUUUGGAAAAUGGGGGCUCUAGGUCAAUGUCCGUUUUAAAUUCAGAAAAAUAUACACCAUUGCACUUGUGUGUGGCAACAUGGAAUGUUGCUGUUGUUAGAAGGUGGGUGGAAGUUGCAACACCAGAAGAGAUUGCCGAUGCAAUUGAUAUACCAAGUUCAGUUGGCACCGCGUUGUGCAUGGCAGCUGCUCUAAAGAAAGAUCAUGAAAUUGAAGGAAGAGAAAUGGUGCAUAUUUUGCUUGCUUCUGGAGCAGAUCCAACUGCUCAAGAUGCCCAGCAUGGACGGACAGCUUUGCAUACAGCUUCAAUGGCCAAUGACGUUGAGUUGGUCAAGAUUAUACUUGAUGCUGGAGUUGAUGUGAACAUUCGGAAUGUACAAAAUACAAUUCCUCUUCAUGUAGCAUUGGCCAGAGGGGCGAAGUCAUGUGUCGGACUGCUUCUAUCUUCUGGAGCAAAUUAUAAUUUACAGGAUGAUGAAGGUGACAAUGCUUUCCAUAUAGCAGCAGAUGCAGCAAAAAUGAUACGUGAAAAUCUUGAAUGGCUUAUUGUUAUGCUUAGAAAUCCUGAUGCUUCUGUUGAAGCCAGAAAUCACAGCGGCAAGACAUUACGUGACUUUUUGGAGGCCCUUCCCCGGGAAUGGAUAUCUGAAGAUCUGAUGGAGGCACUUGUAAAUCGGGGAGUUUUUCUGUCUCCUACAAUAUUUGAUGUGGGAGACUGGGUGAAAUUUAAAAGAAGUAUAACAACUCCUACAUAUGGCUGGCAAGGUGCAAAACAUAGAAGUGUUGGGUUUGUGCAAGGUGCCCCAGAUAAGGACCAUUUGUUAGUAUCAUUUUGUUCCGGAGAGGUUCGUGUUUUGGCAAAUGAAGUUGUAAAAGUUAUUCCUUUAGACAGGGGACAGCAUGUCCAGCUGAAACCAGAUGUCAAAGAGCCCAGGUUUGGGUGGCGUGGGCAGUCACGUGAUAGCAUUGGUACUGUAUUGUGUGUUGAUGAUGAUGGUAUCCUACGCGUUGGGUUUCCUGGAGCCUCCAGAGGAUGGAAAGCUGAUCCUGCGGAGAUGGAAAGAGUUGAAGAAUUCAAGGUUGGGGACUGGGUUCGUAUUCGUCCUACUCUUACAACAGCAAAGCAUGGACUGGGAUCUGUUACACCUGGGAGCAUUGGUAUUGUGUAUUGUAUAAGACCUGAUAGUAGUCUAUUGCUAGAACUGAGCUAUCUUCCAAGUCCAUGGCAUUGUGAACCAGAGGAGGUUGAACCUGUAAUCCCAUUCAGGAUUGGUGACAGGGUAUGCGUGAAGCGAUCUGUUGCAGAACCUAGGUAUGCAUGGGGUGGUGAGACACACCAUAGUGUUGGAAGAAUAAGUGAGAUAGAGAAUGAUGGCCUCCUGGUAAUUGAAAUUCCUAAUCGACCAAUACCAUGGCAGGCCGAUCCUUCUGACAUGGAGAAGGUGGAAGACUUCAAGGUAGGGGAUUGGGUUAGAGUUAAAGCUUCAGUGCCCUCUCCCAAAUACGGAUGGGAGGAUAUUACAAGGAACAGUGUUGGGAUAAUUCAUAGCUUGGAGGAAGAUGGUGAUAUGGGUGUCGCCUUCUGCUUCAGGAGCAAGCCUUUUUCUUGUUCUGUCACAGAUGUGGAGAAGGUGCCCCCUUUUGAAUUAGGGCAAGAGAUUCAUGUGAUGUCAUCUAUUACUCAGCCACGACUUGGAUGGUCAAAUGAAAGUGCAGCAACUGUUGGAAAAAUAGUUAGAAUUGACAUGGAUGGAGCUUUGAAUGUAAAAGUGCCUGGUCGACAGAGCUUGUGGAAAGUUUCUCCUGGAGAUGCGGAACGACUCUCUGGAUUUGAAGUUGGUGACUGGGUACGUUCUAAACCAAGCCUGGGAACUCGACCAAGUUAUGAUUGGAACAGCAUUGGAAAGGAAAGUUUAGCUGUUGUGCAUAGUGUACAAGAUACAGGUUAUCUGGAGUUAGCUUGUUGUUUUCGUAAAGGCAGGUGGAUAACUCAUUACACAGAUGUUGAAAAGGUUCCAUGCUUAAAAAUAGGGCAGUAUGUUCGGUUCCGGACUGGACUAGUUGAACCAAGAUGGGGCUGGAGAGGGGCUCAACCUGAUUCACGUGGCAUCAUAACUAGCGUUCAUGCUGAUGGGGAAGUCAGAGUGGCUUUCUCUGGUUUGCCAGGGUUGUGGAGAGGAGAUCCUGCGGAUCUUGAAAUAGAGCAGAUUUUUGAAGUUGGGGAGUGGGUGAAAUUAAAAGAUCAUGCAAGUAUUUGGAAAUCCAUUGGGCCGGGCAGUGUCGGAGUGGUGCAAGGAUUGGGAUAUGAUGGCGAUAAAUGGGAUGGAACGACUUUUGUUGGAUUUUGCGGCGAGCAAGAAAAAUGGGUUGGGCCUACCUCUGAUCUUGCUAGGGUGAACAGGCUCAUGGUUGGCCAGAAGGUUAGGGUUAAACUAUCUGUCAAGCAGCCAAGAUUUGGGUGGUCAGGCCACAGCCAUGCAAGUCUUGGAACUAUAUCCACAAUUGAUGCUGAUGGCAAGCUGAGAAUAUACACCCCAGCUGGUUCAAAAGCUUGGAUGUUGGAUCCAUCGGAAGUGGAGCUUGUCGAGGAAGAGGAGCUUCACAUUGGAGAUUGGGUUAGGGUUAAGGCAUCAGUUUCAACUCCAACCCACCAGUGGGGAGAGGUGAGUCGUUCGAGCGUUGGGGUGGUGCACCGCAUGGAAAAUGAGGAGCUCUGGGUUGCAUUUUGCUUCACAGAGAGGUUGUGGCUUUGCAAGGCAUCGGAAAUAGAACGGGUUAGGCCAUUUAAAAUGGGGGACAAAGUGAGAAUUAGAGAAGGGCUGGUGAGCCCACGGUGGGGCUGGGGAAUGGAGACUCAUGCAAGCAAAGGACAGGUAGUGGGGGUGGAUGCAAAUGGGAAGUUAAGAAUUAAAUUCCGGUGGAGAGAAGGGAGGCCAUGGAUCGGAGAUCCUGCUGAUGUUGCUCUUGAUAAAAGCACGUAACACAACUCAUCCAACUUAUGUUCUUCUCAAUUGGCUCCUCCACUUUCAGGGGUUCUCGCCCUCUCUCGGCUUGUGCAGAUAAGUGCGAAUGCCAUUGUGACCGCACAAUGCGAUCGGAUCUGCUCCGAAACUAUAACUUUGUUGUAAUGGGCUCUGAAGGGAUAAUUUAUUUGUUAAUACAGAAGAGUACAAGAGAUGGAUAGAUAGGAAACGGGGGGAAAUUGUCUUGCCUUACUGUUAAUUAUAGGGGACCCAACGGAGGCAGAGAGAGGUGGCAGUUUGCCAUACGUGUUUCAUAGGUGUUGUGCAGUUGACAAGCGUUUGAGGUAUAUAUAUAUAUGAGGUUAUUUAUAUUGA
Molecule: messenger RNA, 5709 nt
Organism: Prunus mume (Japanese apricot)
Lineage: Eukaryota; Viridiplantae; Streptophyta; Magnoliopsida; Rosales; Rosaceae
Gene: KEG
Product: protein kinase KEG
Biological process (GO): negative regulation of abscisic acid-activated signaling pathway; protein ubiquitination; abscisic acid-activated signaling pathway
Cellular component (GO): early endosome; trans-Golgi network
Molecular function (GO): protein kinase activity; ubiquitin-protein transferase activity; protein binding
Source: RefSeq, a predicted model, not a curated record